CCUCAUGCGUCAGAUGCAUUGCAGCAAAUGUUUGUUGGACCGCCCAUUUGGAGUUUCUCUGAAUUCAAGGAAUUAAUCAAAUUACCCUUUUUCAUUUACGAGGCACUAACGUCUGAUAUUUUAAAUACGUAUACAGUAUUCGAGCUUGAAAAACCCCAAUUUUGACGACAACCUGACCGCCAGAUCAGCACCAUUAGUUCCUUAAAAAGUCAGAUCAAGACUUCAUGAAGACCCAGCGUAACACCCGAGCUAUGGCUAAGAGACAGCAGCCAAAGGACUCUAGGAAGCGCCCUGUCAAGGUCACCCAACCCUUGACAGGGGACAUAGUGGUAGCUGCUAUCACUGCCCUCAGGAAUGCCAAUGGUUCCUCUGCUCAAUCAAUAAAGAACUACAUCAAGACAAUACACGGUGACAUCGGUGAGACACCUUCCCUGGGUCGUGCUCUCAAAGCAGCUUCCAGGAGAGGCGAGAUUGAGCUAGUAGCGGCAGGGGGUGGUCUAUUAACCUACAAGUUGGCUAAAAAAGGCAAGUCAAAGACCUUGCGGGCCAGGGGAGCUGCGAAGAAGAAACCUAGCGCUACCAGUGCCCUGCCCAAAACGAGAAGCGAGACGCUUGCUACGAAGAAACAAGCUAAAGAUGCUAUUAAUAAACCUGCCAAGAAGGGUAUCAAGAAGGUUUGCAAGGGACCCACAACCUUGAAGGCAACACCGUCUAAGAAGGCCUCUGCCAAGAAAACGACAAAGGGAGCUCCAAAGAAGCAGGGUGCAAGGAAGCCGCUCAAGAAAGCCACCAAGAUAAGAGAUGACGAGGAGACAUCACGUGACAGCAGGGAGACCAGGGAGAACCUCUUCUCUUCCGUUGGCCUCUGUGGACAUUACUUCCAUCUUCCGAAGGUCACCCGUGGUGGGUCGUCCUCGAUCACACCCGCCACCAUGAUACAUACCAAGGCUAGACACACCAUCUAUCCUAACUCUACGGUGGGUAGGUUACCAGUACCAGAUGAUAAGGUUCCUUGGAAGGUGGAAUGGCCGGAGUAUAGCCCUGUCAAAUACACAUCAGAUCAUGUCAAAGCUGGACCUGUCUGGGCAGAUCCAGAUAUCAUGCAAAAGGGUAGUCCAUCAUUAAACUUCAACAGUAAAGAUGGGAAAGUGAAUCGCCGUAGCUACAUAGGCGACUAUGGUUGCGUGGACGGAGUACCAAGGAAUCCAUGCGGACGUACUGGAAUGAUGGAGAGAGGUUUAUUAGGGAAAUGGGGACCCAACCAUGCAGCUGAUCCUAUUGUAACCAGGUGGAAGAGAGAUUCAUCAGGCAAGAAAGUUCUUCACCCUACCUCAGGCAAACCCAUACUUCAAUUCAUCUCAAUUAGGAGGAAAGAUUCAGGAGAGUGGGCGAUACCAGGGGGCAUGGUGGAUGCUGGAGAGAAGGUAUCACAAGCCUUGAAGAGAGAGUUUGGUGAAGAAGCGAUGAACUCAUUAUCAUUACAGGACAAAGAAUGCAAAGCUGUAGAGAAAGCAGUAGCUAACCUCUUCAAACAUGGUGUUGAGGUGUACCGAGGCUAUGUAGAUGAUCCACGGAACACAGACAAUGCCUGGAUGGAAACCAUGGCUGUCAACUUCCAUGACGACCAGGGAACAAGCGUUGCUAAGUUCUCUCUUCAUGCCGGUGAUGAUGCUGCUGCAGUCCAAUGGCACGAUGUCGGGUCAGAGAUGAAACUCUACGCUAGUCAUUCGUCUUUUAUUGAAAUGGUCACAAAGAGAGUAGGGGCUCACUGGUAAUACACUCUGCUAAUAGAUCUAUGUCAUAGUUUUUUUUUACUGUGUCUAGUGGAUAGUCCAAGUGCUGUAUCGUUCGGGUCAUUUUUUAAUAAAAAAAACAUAUUCUGGUUAACCUUCAUGAAAUAAUCCUUAAAUAAUCUUCGAUAUAUGAAUACCAAUAAGCGUGUAUACAUUACUUUUUUCACAAUCAUAAACAAUAAGCAUUUUGCAAAGUAAAAAAAAAAUAUGCAGAUAUUAAUGAAGAUACAAACCUUAAGAUUACAAUCUUGAUGUCAAAGUAGGUUAAUUUCAAAGACAUUUAAUGAGAAAAAGUUUCCAUUAAAUUGUCAUGAAUUUGACAUUACUGUUUAAACUAUAACAAAGAUAGAAUGUACAUGCAUGUUUUUCAAAAUAACAGAAAUCAUGUCGUUGAGACUCACAUUACAUGCAAGCAUUUUCUUGUCACAUUAUUUCUUAAGUUUACUUUUUAUCAAGUGGAUUAUAACUUUGAAAUAGGGCAAUUAUCUUCUGCAAUAUAAUUGCCUUCCAACUGAUUUGUGUACAUGUAUGUAUAUAUGGGUGCCGUGAGAUAUUGUCUAGUAUUAGUGUAUAAGUACAGUUUUGUUAUGUGUACGGUGACAAUGCAAAGCUGAUUAAUGUAUUGUUUAUAGUUGUAAUUCAGAAUGUGCUUCAAAUUUAGACUGAAUAUUUGAUUGUGCUAUUAAUAGAGAAUACAACCUUGAUAAUACGUUACUCUGAGUGAAUGCAGAUAAAUCAAGAGAACAAAUGAAAUCGGACGAAUGAUAAAAAAGUUCAUAUUUUUCAAAUUUGAGAUCAUUGUUCAUAUGGGACCUUCAAAUCAACAUAUUGGUAACGUUACUCUGAUGUAUUGUCAGACAAAUCUUGCUACACACAAAAUCAUCUUUUUUUCAGUAGAACAGUAUGUCUGUUUAUUGACAACACUUGUGAACAUAAAGUAGUAUUUAUUGAGUAUAGCAUUCAGGGAAAAGGUUUAUGAAGGGGAGAAAUGGAAAUUAAUUAUAAUUUCGUGGACGACAAAAGGGAGUAUUAGUCACAAGCGACCAACCAAAUUGCCAGUUUGAAAUUCACAUAGACUUAGUGAUGUCCUCUUU
Messenger RNA from Strongylocentrotus purpuratus (purple sea urchin), 2887 nucleotides. RefSeq names its product ADP-ribose pyrophosphatase, mitochondrial-like. Gene Ontology annotation, molecular function: ADP-ribose diphosphatase activity; DNA binding; structural constituent of chromatin. Lineage: Eukaryota; Metazoa; Echinodermata; Echinoidea; Camarodonta; Strongylocentrotidae. The transcript has 8 exons. Gene Ontology annotation, biological process: nucleosome assembly. The record is from RefSeq and is a predicted model, not a curated record. Bases 225 to 1775 code for a protein of 516 amino acids. Gene Ontology annotation, cellular component: nucleosome.